Molecule: messenger RNA, 3633 nt
Organism: Pecten maximus
Lineage: Eukaryota; Metazoa; Mollusca; Bivalvia; Pectinida; Pectinidae
Exons: 12
Coding region: 587-1471 (294 amino acids)
Source: RefSeq, a predicted model, not a curated record
CGUCCACUAGCUUGUCCUCCAUCUGGUGAAUUAUAUCCGGUAAACAGAUAAUGCUUGAUAUAUACUUUAUCAGUUGUACACACCAUAGAUUCACUUGACAGUCGUGCGUUCUUCAGGGAGAACAUGAGAAUCUCAUCCAUAAGACUGUAUGCUGCAUUAUGUGUUGCAGUAGUUGUGAUGGUCACACUAACAAAGAACUACCAAUACAUUCCUUUGCUUUACCGCGCGUGGAUAGUAGAUGAUAUUUAUAGCAUGCACUGUGUAACCAUUGAACAAAAUGUCGGAGAAUGCGAUAUGAAACCGAACCAGCUUCCUUCAGAUCACAAAAUUAAAACGAUGACGUUGGAGGAAUUGGCUGUCAUCUACCACAGAUAUCUUAACAACAUGCAGAUAUUGUGUCCCUACAAACCAGUAUAUGGCGGAAUAAAAAGUGGAUGGCAGUUCUGUAAAAUGUUAAAUACGUCUCUUCCAAGUGCAGUUUAUUUCAUCAGUUUGGAUAGCCACAAGGACACUUCUGAGAAGUUUCUGGAAGACCUAUCUUUGGAAACCCACUAUUGAAACAAGUUUCAUAUCAAGCAGGGUGGUCAUGGAUGCCGUAGAAGGUAAAACGUCUGUGGAUACCAAGGAAUGGUUGCCUAGAAUAAAGGAGCCUAAACAAAAAUCAUUGCUGAUCAACGUAGGGAAGCAGUGGCUGGACAUGGUGUUAUGGUUGUCAUCAAAGAAAAUCCUCAACUACGUCGACCAGUUGAUUUUCAAAGUUGAGGGCAUAGGUAGCUCUUCAUCGCAGUCGGAUUAUGUUAGACAAAUAUCUCUUCUGUCGCAACUCCAUAAAGAAGGUUUCAGAAUUUUUCAUCUCUUAAGGGAUGAAAAGCCUUCAUGUUAUUACAACGUCGAUGGCCAUAGGGUGACUGGUUGCUACAUUGUGUAUAUGAUGCGGUGCAGGAAAUAUUUACCAGCCUUGGUAUUGCCACCACCAAAGGACAUCAAAGAUAUUAAUCCUAUCGAUGCUGCUGGGCUAUAUCACCUCUACGUCUAUUCGGCACAAGUCCUAUGUAAAGACGUUGUCCGUAUUGGGAACAUAGGUGACGGAGGCUGGGAUGUCUGUAACGAUACUGCCUAUAGACCCUCGUCAAACUGCAUCGUUUAUUCGUUCGGGAUAUCGUCGGACUGGACCUUUGACGACGAAGUAUCAAGACGAUAUGGUUGCGAGGUCCACUCAUUUGAUCCAAGCAUUGGAAUGGAUGAUCACAAACACUCAGAAAGGGUUUGGUUUCAUAACCUUGGUCUGCAGGGCUAUGACGGUAUAUACAACAAAUGGAAAGUGAACACGUUCGAAUCCAUCACAAAGAUGCUAUCACAUUCAAAUUUGAUCUUGGAUUACGUCAAAAUGGAUAUUGAAGGGAGCGAAUGGCCUUCACUGAGUCAAAUGAUUGACUCUGGAGUACUUAUAAAGUUCGGCAACUUGCAGUAGAGAUUCAUUUAGAUGGGAAGUACCAUGGAUCAACCUAUUACAUGAGACUACAAAUAUUGUCACAACUUGAAACAAAUGGUUUUCGCUUGUUCUGGACAAAUCCAAAUAAGGGUGAUAUAAAUUUAGGAAACAUACACAGAAAAAGCAUAACUGCGUGUUAUGAAAUGUAUUUCUUGAAUACCAAACUACAGCGGAAGUAAAAACAAAAUUUUUUUUUUUUUUUUUUUUCGCUCUCUUCAACCCUAGAAUAUGUCGUGGCAGAAUGGCCUGUCAUCUACCGGUAAGUGCUAGUUAUGUCCCCUGAAAUAACGUAUUUUUCUACCAAUCAAAUUGCAUAAUCACGGAUACACGGGCUUCCACUUCUAGAUAAGUCAUACUAUAUAUAGAUAUAGUGUGUAGGAAUUUAGAAACAACAGGAAUAGGCGAUCGAGAUAGUAUGCCGGAAGCAAGAUAUGACUUCAUGUAGGACCCAAAUCGUGUAACGUAAUGAAAGCACUUUCGAAUUCGAAAUAAUUUCCCUCUGUAUCGAUACGUACAUUUGAUAGUAAUCCGAGUUUUCUGACGAUAUUGCUAAUUAAUACAAAUUUAAACAUUCUCAGUGUAUAUAUAGAAGUUGCACAACGAGUGGUUUUUGGAUAUGGAAUUAAUUUUACACUCAUAAGGUAUUUUUUCAAAAGUUAUAAUUAAGAGACACAAGCUUUAGCGAGUGCCUUUUGUAACCUUUAAAAAUUAACUUACGACUUUAAAAUAAAUUCCAUAUCCAAAAAUCACGAGUCGUGUGACCUGUUUCUACCGCAAUUACAUCGGCUAGAAUCGAAGGGAAACACGGCCAAGCAUGAUUUCGCGUAUUCAAAUAAGGUAUGCACAUAAAGGUGACAACCGGGACCCGGUGAUGUGACGUCAUUCGAUUAUUGAUGACGUUAAUGACAAUUGAAGUUCAGAUAAAAUUUCGAGUUUUUGACCAAUCAAAAUACCGAAAGGUUAUAUUAUAUUGUGGAAUAUAACGUAUAUCCAACAGUCAGCACAUGUAUACAAUGGCCUGAGAGAGGAAUAACACAACGCAUUGUGGUAGGAAUGAUUUCCUCAAUCAUUUGAAUAUUUCGAUAACGUUGAACAUUAUUUAACGAGUUAUGUGCCACGGGGCCGAUUUUGGGCCGAUUAUAGUACUACGUUGAGUGCCAGUGGGCCGAUUUUAGGCCGAUGCAGGACAGUAAAAAAUGGACAUAUUAUUUUCUUAAUUUAUUUAUUACAGAUUGAUAGGGGAAUAUCUUAACUUCACAUUGAAAUAAAUUUUGACGUCAUUUCUUGAUAAAUGACGUCACUACAGGUAAAUAAUGACGUCAUUAUUGCAAAGCCGUGAACAAGGUCACGACGUUGUUCCAGGGAACGUCAUUUUUACUACAUGGUACAUCAGCGUUUUCGGGUUUUAUUUUCUGGGCAAAACGAUCAUCUGUAUUUUACAUUAAACAGCCGAUUAACAUCUUGGGUGUCUUUUUCUCAAUCAGAUUAUAUUUUAUUUUUCCUAUGAGUUGUAUUUAGUAAUUAGACUAGUUCAACGGACGAAGAUUAUUUCUGUCUCAUAAUAUUGUGUUCAUCAUUACAUAAUUCACGUUAUAUGCCUACAUGUAGAUCGAUGAUCUCGUUGAAAUCAGUUUGUUAUAAACUACCCAGUGUAAAUAUUAUUCAUAUAUUGUCGUUUCAGUAUUUAUAUUUAGGAAGUCAUACAGUAUUUACAAUGUAGAAAACAUAAGAUUUGAUAAAAAAAAAAUUUUCUAAUAACCAAUAAAAAAUCAAUAUUAUGGAAGAGGCCACAAUUUUCCAGAGCGGGCACCAUGCAGAUAAAUCUGCUGGUAGUAUGAAAAUGGUUAGUGGAAACGAUCCCACACAUUGCCUCAAAGCUGAAUUUUAAAAAAGCGUGAUAAAUUGUCUAAGAUAAUGUACAAGAAAACGUGAAUCACUGCAUUUGCUGCAUGUGCAAAGACGAUGUUUAGGAAUUGUGUGAAACUGUACAUUUAUUUACCAUAUAUACAAAGAUGAAGUUUAAGGAUAUACAAAGUUUAUUUUUAAGAAUAUGUGAACCUCUGUACUGUAUAGAUACAUGUGUGUAUGUCUUCUUGUUCCACACAAAGUGUGGCUGAGUGAAAUAAAAUCAUUGAAAUCAU